GUCCCAGCCAUUACUCUGGCGAUAGACGAGAUUAACAACCGAACGGAUUUUUUGUUGAAUAAAAUGACUGUCUACAAGGAUACCACUUAUGGCAUGCUGACUCGCGUUGGUCCUGUAAAUUUCCAAACGUUGUCCUUGAUGUUUGGGAAAAUUCUUAAUCAUUAUAAAUGGAAUCGUUUGAAACUACUUUACGAGUCUUCUGGACAAGACUACAUUCGAAAAUAA
This is a messenger RNA of Patella vulgata (common limpet), 225 nucleotides long. RefSeq lists its product as uncharacterized. The annotation marks the transcript as partial. The record is from RefSeq and is a predicted model, not a curated record. The transcript is spliced from 3 exons. Lineage: Eukaryota; Metazoa; Mollusca; Gastropoda; Patellidae.